This is a messenger RNA of Biomphalaria glabrata, 1116 nucleotides long. RefSeq lists its product as uncharacterized. NCBI's taxonomy places the organism in Eukaryota, Metazoa, Mollusca, Gastropoda, Planorbidae. The transcript has 9 exons. The record is from RefSeq and is a predicted model, not a curated record. The coding region runs from base 1 to 888 and encodes 295 amino acids.
AUGUCUAGAUCUACAGGGGCGGAUGGCUAUAUGGGCAUUCGUGCAAAUGCCCGAUGGGUCGGUAUGCCACCGGAAGGGCAGCAUGAAUACCAUGAUAAAACUGAGGAUAUCUCAGGCACUGAGCAGAUGUCUUUGAGUGUUCGUCUUUUCAUUGUCGUCAAUUAUUCAUCUGUCCUUGAACCAGUUUCCAUGGUGUUCCAGUCUUUCCAACUUAACAUAGUGGUCACUCAACAGCACAUCAGCAGUCACAUUACUGGCAUCAUCAAAAACCAAUAUGACCAUCCUGAAGAACACCUGAAUGGAGGAGAAGGGUGUGAAAACAGAACAAGACUUUUGCGGUUUCUGGCCACGAUUGCUGGUUACUACACUUCUGAUGAUCCCAUCAAUGUACCUGAGAAAAAGAUAAUCUUACCAGUAGAGACUUCAGCUUUUUCUCCGAGUCUCACAUUUUACAUGGAGGAUGACGAAGGAUUCCCAAUUCCAACCAGGCAAAUACUUGUGCUGAGAGAACGUCCUGAUGGCUACAUUGGCGUCAUGUUCUACAACUUUACAGGCUCGGAUGAUUUAAAUGGUCCCAUCGACGUGAGUUUAUUUCAACGUCUACAACUGUCGGACUACUCAACACUUCCCAAUUGUGAGAUAACCAUCGCAGAGAUUGAAGACAUCUACAUGAUGAAUUGGCCCGAGUGUGACGACAUCAAUAAUGACCUGUUACCUACCUACCUGGCAACCUGGACAUGCGAUCUAACCAGCUACAUUUCAUACAAAAACCCUCAACCCGAUAUAACAAAGAGUAAACCAGUCUAUAUUUUCAAAAGGAAAAGAUUUCCUUUAUUGCCGUCCAUGCUCGAGGGUGUCGAAGAUUUCAAAGACCCGUGUGAUGAUUAACUCAUGAAGACUUGAGUGGCUGGAGCUUACAAGAACAACCAACUGUGUGCUGAAUCAAUGGAAUUACAAUUAUUUGAAGAGCAGAAAAUGCAGUAUUUGUUUGUUUUGGACAUAAAAUUGUUUCAAUUUUAAAAAGUCAAAUCCAAAUUUGAGUUUCUACAAUUCAAGAUAUAGCACUUUUUUUUAGUUCAUUAUCUCUACACUAUUCAUUAAAACAUCAUACAUUUU